CCGUGUAUGUAGAGACACUUGGCUGAUGAUGGAGAUAAAUAAUAAACUGUAUAAAAACAGAUAAAUAAUGACCAUAAAACUACACUAAAUAAAAUUACAUAACAUUUGAUUAAAGUAGAUUUAUAAGUAAAUGACGUCACAGAACGGACGGUGACCAUUGGCCAGUUGUCCGGGUUCAUGCGGAAGUGACGCAGGGACGCUAAAGAUGGCGUCAGUUUCAAACCGUCGCUGAUCAAAUGUUGAAGUAAGUGUUUAUUAAAGUUCACUACGAGCUCAUUUCUACGAUGAGACGAUUUGAAAUAUGGCGGUUGUAUCGUCACGUGCUGGUUAAAGUUGGUUUCGAGCAAACAAAGAUGUUAAUGUUGAGUAUUAACCGUGGAAAGGUGUCUCUGUGCGGGCUACCUCCCGUACAGGAACAGAAUUACGUUCGCAAAUGUGAAGACUUUAGCUUUGAAUGUUGACUGACAGAAACCACGGCGUGUUAGAACACGAGUGACCGGACUCAGCUCAUCUUUACGGCGGUGUGGUAAAUUCGGCUCACACUGGAUCUGCCCAACAGGUCUUCAAUGUGAUCAAAAUCUCAGCUGGAAGUUGUUGACACCUGUUGAGUGCAUCUGCUGGCAAGGCUUAUUAAACUCUCUGAAGCGGAGCGAUGCAGAGACAGCCUGGCCGGAGCCGGCGAGGGGAGGGCGGGCACAGCCAGAGGGGACCUGCGGUCACAUCUGCCAGGAGCUCCGAGGAGGAGAUAACAAGGUUGAAGGACAUCAUCGCCAUCAUGCAGCAGAAGGAGGAGCAGGCCGGAGGAGGAGGAGGAGGAGGAGGAGGAGCGGUGAAGGAAGGAGAGGUGGAUGAGGAGGAAGAGGUGCGAGACAGAGGAAGAGGGAGGGACAGAGGUGGAGGAGACGGAGGGAGGAGGAGUGGGAGAGGGAGGAGGGCGGUGUCAGAGGGGCGUGACGGAGGCGAGGAGCCGGGGAGGCUGAGGUGGAGGGUCAGCCAGCUGGAGAAGGAGAAACUGGAGCUGACGUCUCGUCACAACCAGGAGCUGUGCAGGCUGCAGGCGGAGCUGACCCGGCUCAGGUCGUCUGUGGAGCGAGGUGAAGCUCAGAGGGUGGAGCUCCAGUAUCAGCUGACCGUGAGCCAGAGAGACGCCGACCGAGCGGCCGAGCUCAGCAGAGACAAACACACCCUCACAGAGCGAACAGCUGAGCUGCAGCAGACUGUGCAGGAGCUGCAGAAAGCUCUGGACAUCACCCGGCAGGCCAGGGACCAGGACCAGCAUGCUCUGCAGCAGGAGGUGGAGGAGAGAGACAAACUGAUUCAGAGUUUCAGCUGCGAAAGCCAAAGACUGCACCGAGUCCUGCAGGAUCAGGAGGAGGCUCUGGAGGAGUCAGAGAGGAGGAUGGCGGAGGUGCAGAAGGAGAGGGAGAAGGAGGCGGAGGUGAACAGACGACAGGCCGACGAGCUGAAGUACCUGAUGGAGAGAGAGGAGAGGAGCAGGAGGGAGAGGGAGGCGUCGGAUCAGAGGGUGAGGUCUCUGGAGUCGAGCAUCGAGGCGGAGCGAGCCGCUCACCUGGAGUCCAAGUUCAACUCCGAGAUCGUCCAGCUGCGGGUGCGGGACCUGGAGGCGGCGGUGGCGGCGGAGCGGUCCGGCCACCAGGAGGCGCAGCAGAGUCUGGAGCUGCUCAGAGCCCAGUUCAGGGAGGUGGAGAGAGCUUACAGCCUGGAGAGAGAGAGGAGCGACGGCACUGAGCGCGCUCUGCAGCGGCUGCAGGCGGAGUACGAGCAGUGUAAGUCUGACCUGAACGUUGCUCUGGAGACUGAGAGGAAGACGACCUCUGACCUCUGUGAGAGGCUGGAGGAAGAAAAGAAACGACACGCCGACACACACUCACAGCUGGAGCGGGCGGCUCAGGCUCAGUCUGAUACUGAAGAAGCUCAUGUGGCCUGUUUGAAAAGCAUCAGAGAAACGCUCCAACACCACUCCACAAACACUGCAGGCUGUAGUCCUGCUGCAGAGCAUGAUGGGAAACAGAGUCCCUCAGCUGAGGUCCUGCAGCUGCUGAAGACGACGCUCAGCAGCUGCAGACACCGAGUGGAGGAGACGGAGCAGCAGAUCCAGGAUCUGCUUCGUGCGUCAGAGACGCUGCAGGAGGAGAACCAGACUCUCCGACAGCUGAGCUCCGAUCAGAGCAGACAGAUGGAGGAGUCUCGGCAGGUGGCGGUCAGACUGGAGGAGGAGCUGAGUCGCCUUCGGCAGGAGAGCUCUGAUUGGUCGACGCAGAGGAAGGAGAGGGAGGCGGAGCUUCAGAAGAUAACUGACGACUUCCAGAGAGAGUCCGAGGCUCAUCUGUCCGUCCUCCACUGUCUGUACCAGCGUCUUCUGGCCGGCUGCGUCCUCCUCGCUCAGCCCCACAGCAUCCUGGGUAACUUCACCCGGGAGGAGCUGUGUGAUGUCAUCAACGAGCAGGUCGACCAGCUGACCUCUGACCUCCAGAAGGCCAACGAGAAGAUCACCCACCUGCAGAGUGUGUGCGCGAAGAAGAGCGUGUGUGUGCGCGAGCUGCAGCGCAGCCAGGAGUGUGUGUUGUCUCGUCUGGAGGAGAGCGUGAGGAGGAGGGAGGAGGCCUGGAGCAGCCAACACACACACACUGUGACGCAGCUGCACAACCAGCUGCAGGUGAGUCGCUCUCAGUGCGACUCUCUCCGCGAUCGCGUCUCCUCCCUGGAGCUCCGCUGCUCCUCCCUGACCUCCGACCUCUCCCGGCUCCAGGGCCUCCUCUCCCGAAGCCGCAGGGAGUCGUCGUCCUCCCUGUCGGCCUGUGCGCUGCUGGCCGGGGUGCUGGACCACGCCCACCUCCGCCUGCGGACGCUGUGCGAGCAGAAAGCCCUCCUGUCCAGACGCCUGGCAGAGAGGGAGGCGCUGGAGGAGGAGGUGAGGAGGCUGGCCGACGCUCUGGGAGGGGAGGAGGAGGAGGAGGAGAGAAGGAGGAGCAGGGCGGUGAGGAGGUGGAGGAGGUGUGUGGGGGUGGUGCUGGCAGUGAGGAGGUGGCGUGCGCUGGCUAAAAACACAACCGUGUUGUUUUGGGUGGAGAGAGGAGGUGGAGGUUUGGCUGUGAGCGUCUGUGGAGAGUCGGCUACGGCAACACAGAAGGGUCAAGACUCAAGAGCAGAUGAAGACGACGGUGAAGGCGUCUGUUCUCGGUGGCUUCGCUCUAAAAGUCUCUCCUCCACCAUAAUGUCCUCCAUGGCCGACCUGCAGGGGGCGCUAACACACACUGGCUCCUCCCCUUCAGACGUGAAGUCAGCAGCUCGUUCCGCUUUGUCCCGCCUCCUCGAUCACCUUCUCCACCAAUCAGACGCGGCGUCCCGCAGAGUGGACGAGGACUCGCUGCACAGGCCGACGCCUCCACAGCCCAACACGAAGGCCCUGGUGUCCACCCUGCAGCAGCACUUCCUGCUCUUCAGCCAACGGCUGCACUCGGCCGAGGUGGAGAGGCGGAGCCUGAGGGUGGAGGUGGCCAGUCUGAGGAGAGGACUGCGACAGGAGAGGGAGGACACCUGCAGGACGGUCCCAGUGCAGCGUUUCCACAGUGUGUGUGUGGAGCUCCGUCAGGCUCUGAACAGAGAGCAGGAGGCUCAGACGCUGAUCCAGGAACAGACCGACCGGCUGCAUGCACUGCAGCUGAGAGCCGACACACACACCUCCGAGCUGACCAACACGCAACACACACUGACACAGACCACACAGGCUCUGUCGGAGGCUCAGCAGGAGGUGGGCCGGAAGGAGCGCUCGCUGAGGAUUCUGGGUAAACACCUGUCGGGCGUUCAGAGGGAGAGGAAGCAGCUGGAGGAGAGACUGCGGCGAGCGGAGGACGAGCUGAGGGACGCCGCCAGACGUAAAGAUCGUCUGAUCAGCAUCAUGAAGGCUGCGGAGACGAGCUACAAGGAGGUCAGGGAAAGUAUCGUCCAAUCACGGCGCUCGCUCUCAGAUCAGCCCCGCCCCCUGCCGUUACCCAGGGAACACCUGGAGCUGAGUGGAGCAGAGAGCAUCAUGGGAGCUCCUGAGCUGGCAGUGUGCCAGAGUCUUCUCUCCGUCGUCUCUCAGCUCUGUCACACCUGCAGCUCCAGGAUCGAUUGGUUGGAGCAGGAAGUCUCCGCCCACCGCAGUCAUGUGACCGCCCUGCGCAGCGAGCUGCAGGACGCCUGUCUCCGUGACAACCUCGCCUUCGUCCCCGUGACUGAGUUUCCUGAAACGUUCCCGUCGGCUGAUGUGGAAACACCUCCACCUGUUCCCGUCUCUGACCCACCUGUGUGUUUAAGCCCCGCCCCCUCCUCCCCCCUCUCUAAACCCCCCCGGGCCAAAACGAAGGAGAAGAAAACCACGAAGAAGAAGAGAGGACACGUGACGAGCGGCGGGAGGAGAUAGAUGCCUGUCGUUUUUACCUGUUCAUUAACACUGAACUGGAAUAUCCUGGAAUAUCCUGGAAUAUCCUGGAAUAUUUUCCAGACAGUUAAAAGUCUGGAGACAAACUCUGAUCAGAGAACAGUUUGAGGACAAGGAAUCUCUUUGACUAAUAGUUUUGGGAGGUUAUGGAACAGUCCUGGGAUUUUGUGUGUUUAAGGUCUUGGAAUCUCAUGGAAAGUCCUGGAAAGAUGUGACGUUGGCCGUUGACAAUCAAAACUUUAUUUAUAUGAGUUGUCAACUGUAGAAAACAAACAUGUUUUAACAUGGUUGUUUUUUUUUUUAACUGUCUUUCACUGCACACAGCUGGUUGGUGACAGACGUCUGAAGGCCAUAUGGUGUGUGUGUGUGUGUGUGUGUGUGUGUGUGUGUGUGUGUGUGUGUGUGUGUGUGUGUGACAGAUCAGCAGCUGGUUACUGUAUAAGUUACCUUCAGUAAAUAUUUCUACUCUACUUUUACUUGAACUGAGUUUCUUUCCGAAUAUUUAAUGUGAAUGAAUAUUUUUACUAAGUCAGAAACCAGGUGACUCUGAUGUCCCAUUAGAAACCUCCUGAGGGACCACGAGGACCUUGUAAAGGACCACUAAAACCUCCAAGACUCCUUGAACCUCCUCACUGACAUCCCCCUGAAUCUUCUAAAGAAACCUUGUCAAACCUUCAAAACCUCCAAAAGAAAUUUCUAGACCUCAGUCAGAGAGGAUGUUCUGACCUCCUAAAGGACUGAGUGUGUGUUUGUGUAAAAGAACAGUCGUGAAAUUGGAAGCAGUGAUGAGUGGUGAACAAAAGAGAGAAGUUUUCAACCAGAGGAAGAAAAACACGACGUUUUACUGCUGCAUCAGCACGACGACUGACUGACUGACUGAAGCCUCAGGCUUUGCCUCUGUGGAUUUCUAUUAAUGUGUGAAUACAAAAAAACAUCCUCACGCUCACACACCCUCAGGCUCUGUGUGUGUGUGUGUGUGUGUGUUGAGACGUCUUUUACAAAGCGACUUAAGCUGCUGUCACACACCCACCGAGCUGCUGCUGAUUCAGCAGAACAGGAAUCUCCUUUUCCCUCUGGAGAUGUUUGUUCCUUUCCUCUUAUAUUUCUGAGCUUCCAUCCACAGAAAAAACUAGAUUAUUCCCAAAUUUGAGAGUUUGAGGGGGGAAGGAUUCAAGUGAGACACCAGUGUUGUGUUGUACUCUAAAAUUAGCUCUGGUCCUUGAACGGGUUCAGUUCAGGAUUCUUGAAACCUUGAUGCUUCCAAUGAACCAGCCUGCAUUUCCACCAGUGUCCAGGCCGUUUCAGAGAGGAGGUGGGAAUAUUGUUUAUUUAAAUUCCUGAUUUUCAGCUUUUCGUUUUGCAGAUUAACACAAGCAGCAGAUGAAACAGGAUGCUGUUCGACCACACGACAUGAGAAGGUGGUUUUCAGCCCGACUGCUGCUUCGUGAUGUAGUAACAUCGUCUUCUGCUCUGCACCAUCCUCACUAACCUCUUAGCAAAGCCUCCGUUGUUUUGUCUUUGUUGUAGAGUCGACAGGAGAGAACAGGAUGAUGUGAGUUGAGUUCAUCUAUAGACAUUGUGGUUUCGAGGUUCAUGUCUUAGACCAGGCAGGACUCUUUUGUGGAGAGCAACGUUUUAAAAAGCACCAGUGUGGAUGGAAAACUUUGUGGCCUUGUCAUCUUUUCACAGCAUCUUUGCAGUGACCGAUGUGACUGGUGUAAGCAAUUAAAACUCUUUUCUUCA
Lates calcarifer (barramundi perch) is the source of this 6187-nucleotide messenger RNA. Its product is annotated as coiled-coil domain-containing protein 171. The transcript is spliced from 24 exons. The record is from RefSeq and is a predicted model, not a curated record. Bases 653 to 4426 code for a protein of 1257 amino acids. Lineage: Eukaryota; Metazoa; Chordata; Actinopteri; Centropomidae.